AUGCCUCUGACUACGGCCGAUGUGCCUGCCCGAUUCCUCCAGGCCGCGCUACUCGUCGGCCACAUCCCCCUGAGGGCCGUGGCAUGCGACCCGCGCGUCUCUUAUGCGCUCUACGUCCCGCCACACCACUACAACCCCAGGCCGGCCCAGGGAGAGGACAAGCUUCCGCUCCUCGUGUACAUGCACGGCACCAGACGAGACAUCUCGGCGAUCCACGACGCUCACGGCCUCGUUGCCUUCGCCGAGGCGACGCCGUGCGCCGUGCUCGGCCCCUUGUUCCCUGCGGGCCUCGACGGGCCCAACGACAUCGACUCGUACAAGUUGCUACGAUCGAAGACGCUCCGGUCAGACCUGGUGCUCCCGGCCAUGCUUGAUGAAAUCGCACAGCGGUGGCCGGGCGUCCGGACGGAGAAGAUAUUCAUGAUGGGUUUCUCCGGCGGAGGGCAGUUCGCGCAUCGGUUCUUGUAUCUGUACCCAGAACGGCUGGCUGCUGUUAGUGUGGGAGCGCCGGGGCGUGUUACGAGUUUGGACAGUCAGAAGAAGUGGCCGCGGGGCGUGGCGGACGGGGAGGCUCUCUUUAGUCGGACGGUCCAGGGAGAUAUGGUCAGGAAGGUCCCGAUCCAACUGGUCAUUGGCGGUGCUGAUAAUGUCGUCCACGGCGGGGAAGAGUUCUGGGUCUGGCUGCGGCAGAUGAAGGCUCGAGACAGGAGUGGGACAGUCGAGGCGGGCGGCUACGAGAAUAGCGACCUCCCACAGAUGGAUCAGGGAAGGCUUGAGUUGAUUCAUGUUCACACCUCGACAUCGUGCCGGGCGUGGCUCACGAUGAUAAAGGGGUUCGAGAAUCUGUCCUUCAGUUCAUGCGCCCUCAUUUGCAGCCCAGAGGCACCGUGCCGCCUGAGAUAG
This is a messenger RNA of Cladophialophora psammophila CBS 110553, 903 nucleotides long. RefSeq lists its product as uncharacterized. The transcript has a single exon. NCBI's taxonomy places the organism in Eukaryota, Fungi, Ascomycota, Eurotiomycetes, Chaetothyriales, Herpotrichiellaceae. The record is from RefSeq and is a predicted model, not a curated record. The coding region runs from base 1 to 903 and encodes 300 amino acids.